AUGCGAUUCGAGGCCGGACUAGCUGUCGCUGCCGAAAUGUAUCCUCUCCACCCCCUCGAAAUACAGAUCCAUAUUGGUCUCUUCACCUGGUUCGGCUUCAUCAUCGACGACAUGAACGCCGAGUUGGGGCCGGACCUGGAGCAGUUCCAGACCCGGCUUCUUUUGGGAGAACGGCAACCCUCGACACUGUUACAAGCUUUUUCCGACGUACUCAAGUCAACGAAGAAGUACUACGACCCAAUAGUCGCCAACCUCAUCGUGCUCUCCGCCCUAGCCUUUAUCAACUCCAAUGCUAUUGAGAUCCGCCCCCAGUACCACACAAUCGUCCUCUCGGAAGAGACAGUCAGCUGGCCUUACUACUUUCGAGAUAAAGAAGGCCUUCCAGAGGUGUACACCUAUUUCUGCUUCUACAAGGAGACGUGUCCGGAUAUCGCGUGCUUCCUGCCAGCCGCGCCCGAGAUGGGCAAGUUUAUCAAUCUGACUAAUGAUAUAUUAUCAUUUUACAAGGAGGAAAAGGCAGGAGAAGUUAGGAACUAUAUCCACAAACAAGCCUUGAGUCUAAACCAAAGUCCCCUGUCUAUACUAGAAUCCGCCAUUCUGGAAACCGUGGUUGCGUACAACCGGUCCAAGGCGAUUUUGAAGAACAGCCAUCCGUAUGAGGGCAUAUGGCACGCUUACGCCAUGGGGUAUGUAGCUAUGCACUUGAAUACCCGGCGCUACUACCUUUCUGAGAUAGUACUGUAG
Messenger RNA from Colletotrichum fioriniae, 744 nucleotides. RefSeq lists its product as uncharacterized. Lineage: Eukaryota; Fungi; Ascomycota; Sordariomycetes; Glomerellales; Glomerellaceae. The record is from RefSeq and is a predicted model, not a curated record.